CAUGAAUAUGUUCAAAAGCGAUGAAGGCUCAACAGCACCACCUCCAGUGGGGGUCCCACCUAGACCCAGCAAUGAGACCCCCUCCAUAGUCAGCAAAGCUCCUUCCUCUGGAUCACUAGAAGAAGGACCAAACUCCACACAGCAACAGGGAAAAGCGGCUCCAGCCAUUUCUACACAUACAAGAGAUGGUUUGAGGUAACAGAAGGACAACAGUAACUCAAAUAACCACUUGUUACUACCAAGGUAUGCAGAAUACCAUCUCUGAACAAGUCAAACCUUGAAGCAGAUGGGCUACAGCAGCAGAAGGCCACACCAGGUGCCCCUCCUAUCAGCUAAGAACAGGAAACUGAGGCUACAAUUCACACAGGCUCACCAAAGCUGGACAGUAGAAGAUUGGAAAGACGUUGCCUGGUCUGAGGAGUCUCGAUUUCAUCUGCAACAUUCAGACGGUAGGGUCAGAAUUUGGCGUAAACAACAUGAAAGCAUGGAUCCAUCCUGCCUUGUAUGAACGGUUCAGGCUGCUGGUGGUGGUGUAAUGGUGUGGGGGUGUUUUCUUGGCACACUUUGGACCCCUUAAUACCAACUGAGCAUUGUUUUAACUUGACAGCCUACCUGAGUAUUGUUGCUGACAAUAUCCGUCCCUUUAUGACCACAGUGUACCCAUCUUCUUAUGGCUACUUCCAGCAGGAUCAUGCACCAUGUCACAAAGCUCAAAUUAUCUCAAACUGGUUUCUUGAACGUGACAAUGAGUUCACUGAACUCCAACGGCCUCCACAGUCACCAGAUCUCAAUCCAAUAGAGCACCUUUGGGACGUGGUGGAACGAGAGAUUCAUAUCAUGGACUGCGUGAUGUGUCAUGUCAAUAUGGACCAAAGUCUCUGAGGAAUGUUUCCAACACCUUGUUGAAAGUAUGCCAUGAAGAAUUAAGGCAGUUCUGAAGGCAAAAGGGGGUCCAACCCAGUACUAGCAAGGUGUACCUAAUAUAGUGGCCGAAACCUUGGAUGCUGAAAGGAGUCUUGCAGAAGGUCAACCCCUUCAGGUUUACCUCCCUGGUGCCAAAGAGCGAUCUUCAAAAUGAUUCUGCAGGUCCACCAGAAACAGGGAAAGAACUUAAAGACACACAGAACUCAGGGAUGAUUGCAGGGAUGAUGCAGAAAGUCAACCCAUUUAAAUCCUCACAGCCAAAGGAUACUGGGCCUCUGCACAGUGACCUCUCCUUCAGCAAUGGAAGCUUAGCAGACAGUAACAACUUGCCAGAGAAGCAGGACGCAAUGGAAGUUGAGAUGCUAGAGAUGGCUGAAGUACCAGUUCCCAGCAAAGGAACAGUCCUGGACCCUCUAGAUGAUGAGGAAGGCCUUUUAGCGUGGUGGAGAACCGUAGAGGACUGGGAUGAGUGGACUGAGGCAAACCAGAAUGAUGAAGAAGUGGUGGAACAGGUCGCUGAUCGUGUCUUCAUGGCGGCUCGUCUUUUUGUUCACUUUUUCAACCAGCGUGGCGUCUCACUCCAGCAGCGUAUCCUGGAGCUGCUCGAUCUGGCUGAUACAGCUGACAUUUUCCAUAAGAAAACAGUCACAACCAGUGUCGGUGGUGGAGUGGCCAGUGUUGCAGGAUCCAUCACUACGAUCACCGGCCUCAUUCUGGCGCCCUUCACUGCAGGAACGUCGCUCAUCGUUACAGCUGUAGGCAUUGGUAUAGCUACGGCAGGUGGGGUGGCAUCUGCUUCAGCCAACAUCACAGACACAGUCCAUUCAAAAAUGGACCGCAAGAAGGUGGAGAAGAUGAUCCAAGACUACCAGGAGGAGAUCAAGGACAUUAAGGAGUGCCUGGAGUUUUUGCAGGAAGGGAUGGAGACACUUGAGGAAUGGAACUUUGAGAAGUACGCUGAGAGCAUCUCAAAGAAGCACCUCAACCAGAAUGUCAAACAUGUAAUGAAGGAGGGCGGCCGGGCGGGCAAGGCUUUAGUGAUCAACACCGAGAGCCUGAUUAGUACCAUUCAGGUACUCAAUGUUGCAGGGGGUGCUGCCAAAGCUGCCCAGGUAAUGAGUGUUACCACUGGACUUAUGUCAGGUCUCUUCCUGGCUCUUGAUGUCUUUUUCCUGGCGAAGGAUUCCAUGGAACUCAAAAAGGGCGCAAAGACAGAGUUUGCUGCUAAGAUCCGAGAAGUUUGCAAGGACCUGCAGAAUGGGCUGCUGGAACUGAACCGCAUCAAGGAGCAGGUGCAGAAAACCAUGGAUGGUAUAGAGGUGGAGGUAGAGGAGGGGGAGCUGUUGAAGUCUGAUCUGAAGAAACUUGUCGAGCUUAAAAAAUGAAGGACACUGGGGUUAUGAAACAAAACCAAAGCCUCACUUUCUCAAUCCUAACACCCCAGAAACUAGUUUCAGCAGAAGUGGCAUUGUAGUUUAGAAUCAAUUAAUUAUAACUUUAAUUGCUCUUUCAAUAGCUAUUUUGUAGUCAUAUUAAAUAUUUAUAUCUAGCCAUUUUAAUCUGCUGUCUCAGUUGUGAAAGGCAGUCUUACCCAACAGACCAAUAGGGAGGAAGGAAAGCAUUUUUGCUUACUCAUACAAUAAUAAAGCAUCGGAUUAAGCAUAGGACUCAGGCGUGGAUGAGGCGUGAUCACCUUGUGCUCAGUGUGUGAUGCACUGGUGUGCGCAUGAAGAACAAUAAACAAGAUGACAAGCCCGUCUGUCUGGCUUCACUUGAAUUCCUCUGUGCUCAUCACCAUUUCAGCAUGAAGCAUGCACCAGGUGGCCAAAAAAGGCACCUGUUGUGGAUUAUUCUGAAUGAGGUGUAACUCAGUGAGAUCAUGAUGAAGACAUUACUUUACACAAACCCAACACUGAACAAAUGAAUUAAAUUGUGCCAACAUUCACAUUUAUUAAAGUCUAUCUUAAAACAAUACUUAAUUACCCACAUGUACAUUGAACCGGUGGUGGAAUGUAACUAAGUACAUCUCAGAGACAAAUAUUGUAGUUUCUAUUCCACUACAUUUGUCUGAUGUGCUUUAAUUACUAGUUACUUUUUACAUUACAAUCUUUCAUACCUUUCCUGUCCAGUGAAAACCAUGUAUCUCCAAAUAUGAUGAUUUGGAAUUAGAAAUUGUCUGAUAAAAUUAAGAAUGAAGUGUUGCUUUAAGGGUUGAUCCUACUUCUUAAUCUAAAUAAUUUUUUUUUACUGACCUUAGAUCAGCUGGCAUCAGGGCUGUUUUUCUGAGUUUAUGAAAAAUUGACUUUAGAGAUGAUACGGUUCUCAAAGGACAGCAAUGCUGCAAACAAAUGAUGACCUUACAGAAUAUGAUGCAUUACUGUAUUGCUGUGUUAAAGAGUUAAAACAUCCACAGCAGUAAAAAGCAACAUACACAUGCAUGCACGCAGGAAUAUUAAUCCUGUAGCAUAAUUUUUUAAAUUAUGGAUUAUACUUCACAUCCUCUGCCCGAACUACUGGUCAGACAACAAAGUAUCUUCAGUCAGAGACUCCUUUAGCUUAUCAGUAAUAACGACCGUUACAACAAGUCAUUCCUCUUAACCUCCAUCAUUCUUGUUUGCCACAUACCUCGUGUGUUUUAUGUAAAUUGUUUGUUUUAGUUAUGUAAACUGAUGCUAAGUAUGACACUGUAUUAUUAAUCCGAAAACAUCGUAUUGGUAAAGCACUGACAGGGACUGUCACUAUGAGUACUUUUACUUUUGGUACUUUUAAGUACAUUUUGCUGAUAAUGCUUACAUUCUUUUACUUAAGUAAGGUUUUGAUUGCAGGACUUUUACUUAGUAGUGGAGCAUUUUCUCUGUGUGAUAUUACUAUUUUUACUUACUAAGUAAAAUAUCUGAAUACUUUUUAAACUAUUGUUAAAACUGGAAACAAUACUUCCCCAAACUACUUUUUUCCCCCUAAGGCCUGGGCCCAGUUUUCCCAGCCUAUACAUUACAUUUACAUUUAUUCAUUUAAAUGACGCUUUUAUCCAAAGUGACUUACAAUUUCUAUUUAUGUCAGAGGUUGCACACCAGAGCAACUCGGGGAUAAGUGUCUUGCUCAGGGACACAUUGGUCUCUCACACCAAAGGCAUGUGUCUUAUCCACUGCCCCAUCUCCACCGCAACACUGAGUACACUAUAAAAGCUAGUUAACCUGUUACUCAUGGUCAUGCCAUCCAUUUGACGACAGCAGUCUUAAUCUCUUUUGUUCUCUAUACACUACCACAUUACAUCAUCCCUCUUUACACUACUGAUUCCACUGACGACUAAACAUACCACACCUGAUGUCCACUUAUGUAUUUGAUUAACUUCCUUGUCUUAAAUAAAGUACUUCAGAUUUCA
Molecule: messenger RNA, 4306 nt
Organism: Micropterus dolomieu (smallmouth bass)
Lineage: Eukaryota; Metazoa; Chordata; Actinopteri; Centrarchiformes; Centrarchidae
Gene: apold1b
Product: apolipoprotein L6
Exons: 12
Coding region: 1002-2309 (435 amino acids)
Biological process (GO): lipoprotein metabolic process; lipid transport
Cellular component (GO): extracellular region; membrane
Molecular function (GO): lipid binding
Source: RefSeq, a predicted model, not a curated record